AUGAGCGUCUCGAAAGCGACAGCGGGUGCGCUGUGUUUUUCCACCUUCACUUUACUCGUCUCACUCUAUUCUAUCUAUAACAUCUAUAAUGAUGUUCGCGGUAUUUGGAUGCAACUCGACGAACAAAUGGUAGAAUUCAAAGUCCAAACCGAUGAUAUCUGGACACAAAUGCUUGGCCUUGGCGCUGCCACGCCAUCCACUCGUCAACGACGUCAAGGCAAAGAUCAAUACGGAGCCUAUGAGGCACAAGGAGUGAACGCCGGCCCAGUCUGCGGUAAGAGGCCUUAUCCUUUUUUGUGUAGGAUAGCUUGUGGGACCAAAGAUGACUUUCCGGGGCUAUGGAUUAUGGGUCAUGUCACGCAUAAAAUGAAUUCCUGCAAAGUAGGCUUGAAUGACGCAUCCUAA
Cooperia oncophora is the source of this 405-nucleotide messenger RNA. The record is from the annotation of a GenBank genome assembly. Lineage: Eukaryota; Metazoa; Nematoda; Chromadorea; Rhabditida; Trichostrongylidae.